Seriola dumerili (greater amberjack) is the source of this 2797-nucleotide messenger RNA. It is a transcript of the gene eaf2, whose product is annotated as ELL associated factor 2. The transcript has 6 exons. Gene Ontology annotation, cellular component: super elongation complex. Bases 79 to 879 code for a protein of 266 amino acids. The record is from RefSeq and is a predicted model, not a curated record. Gene Ontology annotation, molecular function: transcription elongation factor activity. Gene Ontology annotation, biological process: positive regulation of DNA-templated transcription; regulation of transcription elongation by RNA polymerase II. Lineage: Eukaryota; Metazoa; Chordata; Actinopteri; Carangiformes; Carangidae.
GGUGGUCAGUACUCUGCCGUACAUGGUUAUCGAAUAAAACAGAACAGCAGAAAGUUUAAAGCUCAUGAAAGUCUCAGAAUGAAUGGGACAGCUUACUCCAACUUUGACAAUCAAGAACAUGUCCUGAAACUGGGAGAGACGUUUGAGAAACACUCCAAAAGUGCCUACCAUACAGUGCGAUAUGACUUCAAACCAGCCUCCAUUGAUACAACAUGUGAAGGGGACCUUGAAGUGGGCAAAGGAGAGCAAGUCACUAUUACUUUACCCAAUUUAGAGGGUUCAAGUGCUCCAGUAACGGUCUUCAAGGGAUCCAAGAGGCCAUACAUGAAAGAGUGCAUCCUCAUUGUGAACCAUGACACAGGAGAAUACAGACUGGAAAAACUCAACAGCAACAUAGCUGUGAAGAAGACCAGGGCUGAGGGCAGCAGCAAAAUCCAUUCUCGCCUGGAGCAACAGACCAGUCGCCUCAGCCAGCAGAUGAGGAGUAACAACAACAACAGCAGCAGCAGCAGCAGCAACAAGACCUCAGCCAGCUCCAAGAGUUCUCCUCCCAAAGAGAAGACAUCUCCGGCAUCGCCCAUGGAUGACAUUGAGAGAGAGCUGAUGGCAGAGGCCCAGAUCAUGGACCAGCUGAGCAGCAGCGACAGCUCCUCAGACUCCAACAGCUCCUCGUCCUCCAGCAGUGAUGACAGCUCCAGCAGCAGCGACUCUGAAGAUGAACGGACUUCUGCGCCACCACCGCCGGCCCCGGCCCCGGCCCCAGCCAACCACAGCAUGCCUAUCAUCAACACCAGCAGUCGCCACCAGGAGAGUGGAGGACUCAUGAACACACUCAAGAAUGACCUCCAGCUGAGUGAAUCAGGCAGUGAAAGUGACUGAGCGAAAUGAGGACGACUGCCUACCUGUGGACAGCGGGAGGAUUUCAGGAAAGGGUGAAGGAACCAGGCACAGACCUGUUACUCAGUGUCUUGCUUCCUUUAAUGUGGGACUGUCAUCUCUACAUAUCCACAAUUCUGCUAGCAAAAAUAUAAUUUGUUGCUUCUCUGCCAACAAACUUCAAAUUUUAUUUUCUGAUUUAUGGCUUCAUGAUGUGUAUUUUAUGUAUGUUAAGAUUGUAUGUGAAAGAGAUGCCUUAGUUCAGAGAGACGUGAUGCGUUUGGUGAAAGAGAAGCAGUAAACUAUGCAUAAUGUUUCAUCUCAGUGGAUGCAGAUGUGCGGUUAAACUGGCCUAGCAUAUCAGAGGCAGAAUGGCAGCAAUGUUCGUGUUGUGUUGAUGGAAGUCUCUGGCCACCAAUCAGUCAUCUUAAACCAUCACUGGAGUUUCUGUAUUUCAGCUUAUAGCAAUAUUAGAAACCUUUUAUUGUGCCUAGGUCAGAUGCUGGUUAAUAGCUUUAGUUCAUUUUUAAGAGUCACAGCUUUUUGACCGGAGACAUUAAACUGUCAUAACAGAAAUGAAUUUGUUUUUUUAGGAUGAGCCACACUGAUAUGACAGAGUCCUUUGCUUUUUUGUAAAGUUAGCUGUAGUGCCUUUUGCUUUGGAAUACUGAAACCCAGCUGCAGGACAACCAUUUUUUUCUUUCAUUUAAAGCUGCAUUAAUUAAAAUUAAAAUUAUUAUUAGGAGUAGUAGUAUUAAUAUUAGUAUUAUUGUGGCCACUUUGCAGGAAGUGGAACAAGCUGAAAACCUAACAUUGAUAAAUUAUGACUGUAGAAAUUUGUAAUUGCAAAAGUGGAGCAAACAGUUGCUUAUUUACACGUCCAGAAGUCACAAGUCAACAUUAGCAUUCAUUUGUAGUUGUGUUUCUUGCGACCUUAACAAUAGAUGCCCCAGAAUCACUUUCCUAUGAGCUCUGUUUUGGUCUUCACCAAUCCCUUAGAAAUAUAUCUGGGUCUGUAGCUUCUACAUGCUCCAUUAUGUUCACCAGAGAGUAGCUAACUCUGUCAGCUGUUUGACACCAAGCAGGCUGUGUACAGUGAGUCCAUGAAAGCUUUUUGACAGAAAACAGCUGCCUGCUGUGACUGGAAACGGGGUUAAUGAGAGCAGAGUGUGUUGCCCAGAAAACCAAAAACAACGAGCUGAAAAAGGGUGAAUGCUCUGUAGAGCUCAAGGUGAAAGGCUGGUGAUGGUUAUCUCUAGCUUCAUAACUACAGGACAACCCUUUUUUGAAUUUGACCUAGUCAUUUUAUUCACUGUUCAUAUAAAAAUACUGAUUAAUGCAGCUGUAAGAACUAAGAUCUCUCUGAUAUUUGAGUAUAUAAGUGGGUCUGAUUUAUGGCGAAGUAGUGCACUAGUGAUCAGUCGACUCAGUUAGGGUCAUGCUUUGUAGCUUUAAACCUGCAAUACUUGAAUCUAAUUAUUUAUAUUUCAAAAUAUACUCGACCAAUGAUGAAUUGCUUAAUAUAUUUUAUAUAUAUUUUAAUAGCCAAGCAAUUGGAAGUACAAGUUAGUAUGGACUAUACUGCGAAACAAGCCAGAUGCUUUGAUACUGCACCCCAAUGUGAGUCUUACAGAACUUCAUGUGCCUUCUGUUAUUUACCUUUGCCAGUUAUAACAUGUGUACUCUUGUUUUGUCAUGAGCCCCAUAUCACUGCUGAGUUGUCUCAGCACACAGGAAGCUGCUGUUUAUGUUGCAGCAUGUCUUUGGCAUCCCAGCUGAUACAGUGAGAGAGAGAAAUGAUGUCUUUGAAUAUGAGAAGUCAAUACUCUGUGUAGCCUUAAGGAGAGCGGUGGCCUCUGAGCAUCAUUUGUAAACAAUUUGAGAGUAAUUUCUUUGUAGAAGAAUAAAGAUUUUAAUUGUU